This is a messenger RNA of Scylla paramamosain (green mud crab), 13334 nucleotides long. It is a transcript of the gene Ten-a, whose product is annotated as teneurin-a-like. Gene Ontology annotation, biological process: motor neuron axon guidance. The record is from RefSeq and is a predicted model, not a curated record. Lineage: Eukaryota; Metazoa; Arthropoda; Malacostraca; Decapoda; Portunidae.
AGAAUUUUGUUUUUUACCGUCAUUCAACAGACUCAGCUGAAGGGAAGUAGCGCAACCACGUCCAGAAGCCACGUCAGCUGAUAUAGAUAAGAUGACCGUCAACCGAUGAAAUGGAACCAGAAGGCCGGACGAGGUCAGGGGCCAAUAGGAGUAGCAGUAGGCGAGGCCCGCGCUCUGAUUGGCGGAGCAGCAACCAAUCAGGGGGCACCAAUUCCUCCGCCAACCAGUACUCCUCCAGUGACGAGGAGUGUGACGUCAGAAGCAGCGGACGAGGCUACCGGGCGUCUCAGAGAACAGAUAUCCCAGUGGGCAGUUUUCGUCUCCAGUGCCUUCUACCGAGAACACGUGACCGUAGCAGCAACCGUUCCCGCGCCACCACUCCACUGAGCCACACCUCAGAGCCUGACCUGGGAGACCCGCCCUCUCUCGGGUCCCUUCACGACACCGCCCAUAACAACCUCUCCCACUAUCGAGGCCAGUACGCCCCCUCCUCUAACGGCCCUGGGGGAGGUACGGGAGGCGGCGGUGGAGUAGGUGGAGGAGGAGGAGGUGGUGGCGGUGGUGGAGGGUCAGACGCCACCUCAGCUGCCGUCAUGAACCAGCUGGGAUCAGGUCAUGGGAAUUACUACCAUGAAAUACCAGCAGGCGGCCUCCACUACGCGAACCACCUCGAUGAGUACGACUCCCCCGUUAUGAAGGGGGGCGUAAGUUCCCCCAGGGGCGCCGCAUGCAGGCCGGGGGGUCGUCUCUCUCCUCGUCUGACAAUAAUUCGGAUACGACUUAUGCUGAGAGCGACAUCAACUCCAGCUUGAGGGCGAAGAUGGCGGCUCUAGACAAUGACGCGGCCGGCACCCCCCCAGACCCCGCCCCCCGGAGGUGCCCAUCCGCGGCCCCUCCCACCACCAUCCACUCCUGGCGGCCAACAGAAGGGCGGCGGGGGUCUCUCCGCCAACAGCACCAACCCUCCCGUGGCGCCCCCUCCCCCCACUACCCGGACCACCACCCAGACGAUACCUACCAGCAGCCUAAUUUCCUCUCCCAAGAGUAUUUGAUGAGUGGCAACAGUCCUCGGUAUGGCAGCGGCACGGCACCAAAGUCCCCAGGAGGAGGCGCCCCGAUGCUCUACGGCUCCACGCCCACACCUGAUUACUUGUCCGUCAAUAACUCCCAGCCCAGGCUGUUAGGAACUCUCGGUUCUCAGAAGGGCUCCAUUGCCCCAGGAACCGGUCCCCUGACGCUGCCCGCGGUCAGGAACGACCUAGCGCUUGGUUCCGCUGCCUCCUUCUCCGGCCGAGGCCUCCACUUGGGCAAGACGUGGCGGGAAAGAUGCUCGUGGAAGUGCACUUCCAUUGCCCUCAUCAUCUUGUGCGCCAUCCUCACCGCCCUCGUCGCCUACUUCGCCGCUAUGGCAAGCCUCGACAGCGGGACCAAAGGAUGCAUCGUGGUGGAGGACGCAGCCAAAGUCAUCGCCAAGGGAGCGGAUACGAACGAGGCUGAGACCACAACACGACCCACUCAGAUACAUCCUGAGGAUCGCCAAGCCUACUCCCCGCCGCUGACUACCACCCUGGCCCGCGCCCCGAAGCCUGACACUGGAAGCACGGAGCUCACGCGGCUGAGGGAACUGAACCGUCGCUAUGUCAACAAGAUCCCGCCCAGAGGUUACUGGAAUGCACAGUUUGACGUUAAGCAGCCCACCUUUAUGAGGUUCAACUUCACUGUGCCGAGAACCGCUCACCUAGCCAUCUAUGGGCGGCGAAACGUGGCGCCCUCCAUCACCCAGUACGACUUCGUGGAAUUCAUCAAGAGUGGGCGGCCCGGAAGAAUCAAGCGAGAGGCAGAUUGGGUCUCGCCGGAGUCAAGCACAUCUUCCUCCUCUUCCUCCUCCUCUUCCUUCUCGUCCAUGGUGACCUCCUCCCCCUCGCAGGACUUGGUGGAGGUGUACCCCGUCCCUCACAGCAGCCAUCUUGACCUCCACCUGGGCUUCAAGGAUGACCUCGACCACCUGUUGCUUGCUAAGGACGCUGAGGAUUCACGUGAAGUCCUGCACGCGGAUGAUGAGGACGUGGAGGAGCCUCUCGCCCUGCCUUCCGUGUUUCGUGAGCGGCGCUUCAUCCAUGACCGCGGCGUGAACGUGACACUGGUGGAGUACCUGGACACGGGAACCUGGUACCUGGCUAUUUAUAACGACGGUAUUGGCUGGAACGAGGUUGAGUUGUACCUGGGCGAGGAACCAGAUCUACAGUCAGCGUGCCCUAAUGACUGCAGCAACCACGGCUCCUGCGCGCUGGGUCGCUGCGAGUGUGUGCCGGGCUGGGUAGGCGAGGACUGCUCCAAGAGUUUGUGUCCGGUCCUGUGCAGUAACCACGGCACUUACGGGGGCGGCCUGUGUCACUGUGAGCCCGGAUGGAAGGGAAGGGAGUGUGACAUUCCGGAGACCGAUUGUGAGGUGCCGGAUUGCGGGGGUCACGGUUCCUGCGUCUCCGGAUCCUGUGUGUGUGAGCCGGGCUGGAAGGGCGACCAUUGCGAGAUUGUGGACUGCGUGGACCCCACCUGUCGCGGGCACGGCUGGUGCGUGGAGGGCAGGUGUGUGUGCCGCGCUGGCUGGACUGACGCGAACUGUUCCACAGUGGACCACAAGGUGUUCACAUGCCUCCCAGACUGCUCGGGUCACGGCCACUACGACCUGCACACCUCAGCCUGUGUGUGUGAGACCAUCUGGACAGGACCUGACUGCUCGGAAGCUCGGUGCAGCCUGGAGUGUGUUCACGGGGAAUGCGACAAGGGCGGCUGCGAGUGUGAGGCGGGAUGGACAGGUGAGAGAUGCGACCAGAGAGCAUGCGAUCCGCGCUGUAACCUCCACGGCCAGUGCCACAACGGAACCUGCGUGUGCGUGCAAGGCUGGAACGGAAGACAUUGCACUAUACCUGGGUGCGAGAAUGGAUGUUCUGGCCACGGGAUGUGCACCACAGUGGAGGGACAGUACCGGUGUGAGUGUUCUGCGGGCUGGACGGGACCUGACUGUUCUGUGCAGCUUGAAACGGUGUGUGAUGACGAUACGGAUAAUGAUGGAGAUGGUCUUGAGGACUGCUCAGAUUCGGAAUGCUGCUCUUCCGACGCCUGUGUGGAGCAUGUAAUGUGUAUGGUGUCGAGUGAUCCUGUGGAGGUACUUCUACGUAAGCAGCCGCCCGCCGUCACCGCCUCCUUCUAUCAGCGGGUGAAAUUUAUCAUCGAGGACUCCAGUGUUCAGAGCUUCGCGCAAAAGGACGAGUUUAGUGAAAGGCGAGUGGCUGUCAUCCGCGGCCGAGUGGUGACGCCGCAGGGCCAAGGCAUCGCCGGGGUGCGCGCCAGCGUCGACAAGGAGUCCCGCUUCGGCCUCACCGCCACCAGGAAGGGAGGAUGGUUCGAUGUGAUGGUUAACGGAGGCGGCGCUGUGACCCUGCAGUUCCAGCGCAUCCCGUUCGAGCCCCUUACGGUGACUGUGCCCGUGCCGUGGAACCAGAUUGUCGUGGUGGACCCAAUAGUCAUCAGGUUCAAGGGCGAGGAGGCGCACGAGGACCGAGACAGAGCAAGCGAGGGCAGUGUGGGGUCGUGGGGUGAGCCUUGCCUGGAGCAUGACCACAGCAAGAUGGUACCCCAGGUAGUGUCCACGUACCUGCCUCACACCGUCGGCGGCGCUCCUUCACCUGCCUGUUGUGUUCACGGAGACUCAGCGUGUCCGGGUACCUUUCCACCCCUCCUCCUGCAGCUAACUCCUGUAGAAGUGCCGGCAGCUUUGUCCAUGGUGCAUCUGAAGGUGACUCUCGAAGGAUCAGUGUUCGAGAAGGUGUUUGAAGCUGAUCCGAACAUUACCUACACCUUCACCUGGAACAAGAGAAACGUAUACAAGCAAAAGGUAUACGGAGAGGCGACGGCGCUGCUUUCCGUGGGCUACGAGUACGUGACCUGCUCCAGCAUCGUGUGGGAGACGCUGACGGCGACGCUGCACGGCUUCCACAUGGACAUCUCAGACGUGGGCGGCUGGAACCUGGAUAUUCACCACAUGUACAACUUUGAGGCGGGUCUGCUGCAGCGUGGUGACGGCUCCACCAUGAGUCUCCGGGAGGCGCCGCGGCUCGUCACCACUCUCAUGGGCACGGGGUCGCAGCGGCAGAUGGUGUGUCGUCACUGCUCGGGUCUCGCCAGCGACGCCCAGCUCCUCACCCCUACCAGCCUCGCCUCGGGACCUGACGGCUCGGUGUAUGUUGGGGAUUUCAAUCUUGUACGAAGGAUAACGCCAGACGGGAUGGUUUACACGCUCCUACAGCUCAGCGCCACCAGAGUCUCCUACAGCUACCAGAUCGCCGUGUCGCCAGCAGACGGGCAGGUGUACGUGAGUGACCCCGAGAAAUACAAGGUGUUACGGGUGCUCUCCCUGCAGGACGUGACGGAACCUUCCACUAAUUCGGAAACAGUGGCUGGUAACGGAGAGAGAUGCAUUCCUGGUGACGAGCGGCACUGCGGGGACAGAGGCUCGGCGAAGAAGGCGCGGCUGGCGCACCCCAAGGGCCUGGCCAUCGCCGCGGACCGGACCAUGUACAUCGCGGACGGCACCAACAUCCGCAUGGUGGACCCCGAGGGCAUCAUCCACACGCUGAUCGGCCACCACGGGCACAAGACUCGCUGGCGGCCGCUGCCCUGCCGGGGUGGGCUGCCGGCGAGCCAGGUGGAGCUGCAGUGGCCCACGGGUCUGGCUCUCUCCCCCCUGGAUGGCUCCCUGCACAUCUUGGACGACCACGUGGUGUUGCAGGUGACCGGGGACGGCUCCGUGCGGGUACGUGCCGGCACGCCCCUGCACUGCCACGCCAACCUGGACCGCCCCCUCAUUGGAACCAUCACGGGUCUGGCGUUCGCUCCUUCGGGCUCACUCUUCCUGACUGAGGAGGACGCCCACAAGCACCACUCCGUUAUGGAACUCACGCCCUCAGGACAGCUGCGGCACUUCGCGGGCGCCAAACCGGACUGUGGGUGUGUUGACAGCGACGAUUGCACCUGCCCCGCCGAGGACGACAAGAUCCCCCUGUCCACCACCACGGUACUGGGCCUGGUGUCUGCCAUCACGGUGUCUCCUGAAGGCGUCGUGCACGUAGCUGAUCAGAAAGCCCUCAAGAUCCUCAGCUUCCGCCACCACCUACCUGACGACGACCAGGAUGGGGACUUCAAGGUGGCGUAUCCACGGACCAAUGAGCUGUACGUGUUCAACCGCCACGGACACCACAUCGAGACUCAGGACUUGGUAACGGGAAGGACCCUCUACUCCUUCCUCUACUCCAAGAACACGUCCUUCGGCAGGCUCUCCAAGGUCACGGACUCCUCGGGCAAUAAGGUCAUGUUCCUGCGUGACUAUAACUCCGCCGUGAGUCAGAUUGAGAACACCAUGGGGGAGAAGUUCUCGGUAACCAUAAGUCGCGUGGGUCUCAUGACGAGGUUCUCAGAAAGGCCUGGACGCAUCUAUGACUUCACCUACGACUACGACACGGGCCUCCUGCUGGCGUCGACCUCCCCUGGCCGCCUCACUUAUGUCUACGAGUAUGAUGCCACGGGCCGCCUGGUGACCGUGGUGGCGCCGACGGGCACUCGUGUGGGCGUGGACUCGUGGAUGGGCGGUGAGGGGGCGCGCAGAAGCCUGAGUGUGGGCGUGGGAGGGAAUCAGGGUGAACACAACGCCUACACUCUCACACUUACUGGCAACUCCAAGGCCGUGUUCCAGCAGGGUGAAGUAACAUCUGACCUACGUGUGUGGGCCAAUGGUACCUGGCGCCAAGCUCUUCCCUGGGGAGGCUAUGCCCGCGCCCUCGCCACGGCCUCCUCGCCCCUGCUUGAGGUAUCGCUACCCACCCAGGCCAGCCUCCUUCCCGCCGUCCACCGCUACGAGGUCGCCAUGGCCCCAGGACCCCCCAACGCUCUCACUAUUAGCUAUGGGGUCGGGGAGCGUCGCCGUCAGGAGCGUGUUGUGGAGACUGUCUUGCUGGUGAACGGGUCUAGGGUGCUACGUAGGGCGUGGGACGGCACCACACACACGGAGUCACUCACAGACGGCUCCAGUAACCCUCUGCUUCGCCUCACCUAUGAUCACAAUGGGCACCCGACGUCACUCACACUGGGCAACUGGCUGUCCUCUCUCAACGUGACCUACGACAGGUUCGGUAGGACGGAAUCGCGACAGUGGGACUGGUCAGUUGAAACUUAUGAAUAUGAUGAUCACGGUCUUCUGUCCACUGUUUCCUCCCACACUGCCCACACCACGCGCUACACCUUCGGCGACACCCGCUUGCCUGCCACCAUGACCCUUCCAUCUGGUCGAUUGUGGCGCCUGCAUUACGACGAACGCGGAGGACUCAAGUACAUCACCACGCCUACAGGAUCCGCCCACUUCUUCUCCCUCCAACCUUCCUUCGGGUGGUUUGUCUUCUCGUAUACUCCGCCAGGCUCCACGCACUCCUAUAGACAGUAUCUGGACCAUGCAGGCCGCCUACUUCUCACUGCCUUCCCUGCCGUGUCCGCAAAGGUUCUCUACACCUACACAGAGGCUGGGCAGUUGAAGGAAAUCGUGUCCGGUGAUGGAAAGACUGAGUUUGCAUACGGUUCUGACGGUCUGUUGUCGGAGAUCACCCAUGAGGAGGUUGAGUUGGAGUACAAGAUGGAUAUGCUCUAUGACGGUCGACUGCUUCAAGAACACCGCAUUGACUACGGCGCCAGAACGGGACUGAGCAACGUCAAGUUUACAUAUGAGUAUGAUUCCAACUUCAGAGUGACGAGCUUUGCCGGGCGUAUUGGUGGCCAGAACCUUCUGCCAUUCACGUAUGCCUACAACCCCAUCACUGGAGGACCUUCAAGCAUCGGCCGCUUUACCGUAACGCGGAAUGAACACAGUGAGACAACGAUCCAUGAUGGCACUGCAAUCUUCUCCCGGCAACUGAACUCCCACCUGCACGUGUCCCAAUCCUCUGUCACCAUCCACAACCGGGAAGUGUUCAAGCUGCAGAUCUUCUACAACUCAGACGGGAAGAUCAAUCAGACCAUGACCUUCACACCAAACUUCCACAACAAGCCAUACACCAACACGCGGAACUACACCUACGAUGCAGACGGUCAACUCAUCAGUGUGGAGGCCAAGGAGCCGUGGAGCUUUUCCUAUGACACCAAUGGCAACAUGCUGUCCCUCACCUACUCCACCAACACGAUCCCAAUGAAGUAUGACUCACAGGAUCGGAUCGUCAAGUUCGGUGAGGGGGUCUACCGCUAUGACUCCCGCGGGGCUAUCGUCCAGAACGCUCGCGAAGUGACCUACCACUACAACGCAAGGGGUCUUCUUGUACGUGCCGCGAAGUCAGGUCGUUUCAACAUUCGCUAUCUGUACGACCACGAGGACCGCCUGGUGGCCCGCAAGGAUAACUUUGGGAAUGUGACACAGUUCCUGUAUACCGACCAGCGUCAUCCGGAUCAGGUGACCCACAUCUACAGCCCACGUGACGGUAACCUCAUCACGCUGGUGUAUGACGACCGGGGGCACAUCAUCUUCGCACAGGUCUAUCGGAAGAAAUACUACAUCGCGACGGACGAGUGCGGAACCCCGGUGAUGGUGUUCAACCAGUACGGGGAAGUAGUGCGGGAGAUGAUGCGAUCCCCUUACGGCCACAUCAUGUACGAUUCGAACCCUUAUCUUUACCUACCUGUGGAUUACUGCGGUGGGUUUACUGGAGACGCGUACGGAUUGGUGCAUAUGCCUCGUGGACGGAUUUACGAUCCACUAAUAGGUCAAUGGCUGUCACCGUCGUGGGAGGAUGUAUUGCAGAACUUACUGAACCCCGCCAAGCUGUCCCUUUACCGCUUCAAUGGCAACGACCCCAUCAACGUUCACCUCACCCACUGGAAGAACUACGAUUACAAGGCUUGGCUGUCGCGCCUCGGUUAUAACCUGGAGAGCCUCGCCCCGCAGCUGGCGUGGGCGUCCAGCACUAAACGCCCACCCCCGCCCACACUCUGGCAGGCCUUCACACGCACGCCCAACCUCCCCAUGCGUGCUGCCGCCUCGCCCUUCACCGAGGCAAUCCUCCUCCUCCUCCUCCUCCUGCAGGUGAAGAGUGUCCGGUGCGUCAGCGGCUUGGUGCUCACCCUGGAAGAAGCCGCCCGCACCACCGCCCGUCUCUCCACCCUCACGCCCACGCUUCUCCGUCACGACUUUUGGCCCCAGAAUCACCAGGUGGAGAUCUCGACAGUGCCAGGACCUUUUGGAGAGGGUCUGCUGGUUUCGUCAGUGGAAGGACGCGCCAUGGUCACCCCAACAGACCACGCCAACCCAAUCUUCAGAGACGUUCUCACCUCAGUCUUCAAUAACUCUCUACUCCUCGACAUCACCGUCACGUACCACAAUACACACGUGUUCUACUUCGUCAAGGAGAACUUUUGGAAGGCCGCGGAGGACAUGACGCAACUGCACCGUCUUGGAGGAGAGGUCAACAUUACUGCCCAUGAAUCUUCCAACUCCCAGCCUCUUACUCCGAGCGAUGAGGGUACUGACAAAUUCGUGGACGUGAAACUACACAGCGCCUCUGCAGUUAUCCACAUCCGCUACGGCACCACCAUCCAGCAGGAGAAGAAACGCCUCCUGAGACACGCAAAGAAGUUGGCCGUCCGCCGCGCCUGGGCAGAGGAGAGAGAACGCUUGUCCUCGGGUCUGCCUGGGACUGUCGAGUGGUCCUCCAGCGAGACCGAGGAACUCCUGUCUCGUGGGUCUGUCAGCAGCUACACGGCGCGCUACCUCCACCCGCCAGAGACUUAUCCAGCGCUGCUCGACGACCCCACCAACGUCCGCUUCUUCAAGGACACCAAGAGGACCAGACGGAACUCCAAGACCCGCCGAAGGUCCCACCGCUGCCGCAAGUGGUGGAGGGGCCUCUGCUAGCUCCUCUCCGGCCUCCCUCCGCCCUCCCGUCGUCGUCUCUCUCUGUGGUUCCUCCCUUUCUGCGGCCAAAAAGGUGGUGCAUGGAAGAAUUAACACACACACACACACACACACACACACACACACACACACACACACACACACACACACACACACACACACACACACACACACACACAUUACAUGGGAGAGGAAAACUUAUUAGCACUUCUCGACUUGAACAUUUCGUCCGGUUGACUUUCCUCCCGCGUAAGAGAGACAGAGAGAGACAAGGAAGAGGAGGAAGAGGAAUGAGAGAGGAGCAACAGACUCGUCCUCACUUGUUGCCACUCGUUCCUCGCCCGACGGCCGGGGGGGUGGUGGGCGAGGCGGUGCGUGACCGGACUGGCCAGCGCCUCGCUCCGCUCGUGUCUACGGCCGUGGCUGUGAGGAGAGGCCAGUAUCUACAGCACCUACGAAAACACAAGAUUCUUUUUUAAACCCACUUCAAACGUAAUUACCGUAUGUUAAAACUUCCACGAUGAAGACUGACGCGAGUGUGUCUUGGACGGAAAAAAAACUCCCCCGGGCAGAAAGAGAAGACAGUUUUUUUCUCUCUCCUUUAUCGUCCGUUAAGUGUUUUAAAAAGUGAAUCCAAAAUACAGAAGAAAAGUGGAGUGAGGAGACUAUUCCAGGAACGCAGACCCGCGAGAAACUUGUAGUCGUGGCUUGAAUGUGAGUGGCGGCGGCGGCGCGAGGUUGCGGGGUGCCGGGGCCAGGCUCCCGCGGGGCCGGCGGAGGGUCACGAGCGGCGCCGCGGAAUGUCUCCGGUGACUAGCAGAUGCGACGCCCGACGUAAAAAAUAAAAUAGGUUUCGAUUGACAAUGAAAAUGGACGAGUGUCGUUUAGCUACCGAGUAAGUGUGAGUGAGUGAGUGCGUGUGCCUGUGUUGCUUGCCCCGACCCGCCCCGCCUUACUGUGGCUGCUCCGCCCUCCACGACACUGCAGUGGCAAGACGCGUCACUGGAGCGCCAUGCGAGCCUCAGUCCCUCAGUGCAGACCGUGGGUGUCGAGGAGCUUUACCCUCCCCUCAUGCCCACUCCUACAGUAGCUGCUGCAAAUGUAUAUGUCUGUUUACGCAUAUGUAUGUGACUUGUAUACAUAUGUAGAGUACUCCGGCAGCCCCCAGGAGGCGCGGGUUGCCCUCUCGCAUCGCACUCCACCGAGCAACAUUAUCAGUGUCCGCACCUCAGUCAGCUUACCUUUAUGUAUUUUUUAUAUAAGAUUCAUCACCGACCAGGCAGUGUCUCAGGCGCCGCGCCCCUCCACGCCCCUCCAUGCCCCCACCCCCACCGCAGCCCCGGAUCCAUCGUGCAGUUCUUGGCGGUGUUAUAAAGAAUUUUAUUUUUCACUUUUAUCAAAUGUUCAACCAAAGAUAUUAGUGUAUUUUAUUUUAUUAUGUGUAUGUAUGGAUGUAUGUAUGUAUAAUAAUAAUAUGUAUGUUGUAAUGUUUUUCGUCACUUCCUCGAUCACUCGCGCGGCCCCGCGGCAACACGGCGCGAGGAAGGCACAUUCCACCCUCAUUUCCUCACCUGCCGCCACCAGCAGCGGGGGCGGGCGUCGCCACGAGCCUGGGGCACUGCGGGGCGAGGAUAGGGGCGGGGCGCUCGGCCCCCAAGGCCCCGCCGCCCCGGCCCGCCAGGUGUGCCCCGCGGGGUGCGGUCACGUCACACCUGAUGUAAAAGUAAUAGGAAUUGUGAAUAUUUAAACAAAAAUUGCAAGUGAUGUUUUUAUUUUUACAGCAAGAAUUUCCCAUGUUUUGGCGAGCGGUGUGCAGCGUCGCGGCGCACCGCCUCGCCGAGAGCCACUCUUCUGUUAGGUUCGUCAGAAAAAAUCGUUUAUUUGGGAGGGGCGGCCAGCCCCGGCGAGGAAGGCACAAGGUGCUAUUAAGUUUACGCAUUUUUAUAUCUUCAGAAACUCACUAUGUAAAUAAUAGUGUGUAAAAUCAUCUAUUUAACUUUAUAUCUCCGACUCCUUCCCGUUUCCUCUCUCCGCGCUGUUCCUCAUCCUGAUGAUUUACUCCUGUGUAGCCGCCGUUUUCUUCGUUCCCCGCGUCCCACCGUAGCCAGUCACUCCUGACCAUACUUUUGACUUAGCGAGUAACUAUAUUAAGGACGCUGCUCCGAAAACAUGACCUGCAGGCGGACGGUGUCACGCCAACAGUCAGUCAGUCAGUCAGUCGACGUAGAGUUAAGGCAACACACCAGAGGUCACCAGAGGUCAAGUCUACACACACACACACACACACACACACACACACACACACACACACACACACACACACACCAGAUCUUGCCUGUAGGAUCAUUUCAGUGUCAAGCUAGUCAGUGUGUAAUGUAGGAAAACAAUAAGUAAAAAAAAAUACAAAUUUCACUACACUAUGAAUAACUACUACUGCUGCUACUACUACUACUACUACUACUACUACUACUACUACUACUACUAUAAAUAAUCCAUACGUACGUCGCUGUUCAUUCAUUCAUUCAUUGCCCAGGAAGGUGAAUGGAAUCCAGUGAGCCGCGCCCGGAGUGAGCCGCCGCUUGGCGCGAGGCGAACACUCCCUUGGUCAAGGAAAAUGACCACUGCCAGUUUUCGUUUUCCGUGGUCUGGUCUGGGCUCGUCAUCGCCACCUGCCUUGCUUUCCUUCCCUCUUUCCUUCAGCUGCCUUCACUCCGUAUUUUAGACCCCACUAAAGACACUACCACCACCACUACUACUCCUACUACUAACACUAUUACUACUACUACUACUACUCACGUUUUAUGAGUGCUGUAUACAUUCGUCAUCUCUACUCAAUCCUGCAUUCGCUUCCCGCCCUCAGAAUUCGUGCUUGUGAACCUCCUUCCUCAUUGGUUGGAGUGCAUGUUAACCGGGCCUCUGAUUGGCUAAAAAUUAACCAAUAAGAAGGGUGGGUGUCCUUGCGAGUACCGGAAGAGCAGGACCGAGUAUAGAUGUUUGUAAAAUAAUCCAAGAAGUUUUUAUUUUCCAACUAAAAUUAGAGAGAAAAAAAUUAAUAAUAAUGCGUUUGUAUGGGAAUUUUUGCCAAAGAUUUGCUGCUUGUAUCUGUAAUGUACACAGAUCCAUAUUUAUAUUUCCUGCAAGAAGAGAAAGAAAAAGAGAGAAGAGAAAGAGUAGGAAUCAAGCUUUUCCUUUCUCUCUCCACGUUUCUUUAAUGUUGUACUAUAUGUGAUUUCUGUAAAUACAACUAAUAAUAAUGAAACAAACAAGAAAAAUAAGAAGAGAAAAAAAAACAUCAACUAUACAUUGCAAUUCUCACCAUGUAAAUAAUUAGCGUGUCCCUCCCCCCUUCCCUCUAACUCCCUCCUCCCUUGUAUAUAAUUGAUCAUAGUUCAGGAAAUGAUCGCAAAGGUAGACUCUUAAGGACUUGACUGAGAUGAGUUUUGCACCCUUGCUGACCCCGCUGAGUUCCCGCUGUCUGUUCAUCCGUUUUUUCCCCAACUUUUUUUUUUUUUUUUUUUUCCUCUUCUGAAUUUCCUUGGCGUUGAUGUGGGGGCCUCCUUUCGUUUUUCCUAUUUUUAUCUUGUAUUUUCAUUUGCAUUUUUUUUUUCGCAUUCAUUCUCUCUCUCUCUCUCUCUCUCUCUCUCUCUCUCUCUCUCUCUCUCUCUCUCUCUCUCUCUCUCUCUCUCUCUCUCUCUCUCUCUCUCUCGUAUAACUGAGAACUUACGCCCGUCCCCCCCCAAAAAAAGUCAUUAUCAUUUUCUAUCAGCUUACCUUAAUCUUCUUUCUUCUUUUUUUUAUACGUUCCUCUUUUAUCAUUCAUACCGGUGAAUUUUGAAGAUGUCUUAUGUUUUUCACAACAUUUAUUUUACAGUGAUUAUAUUAUUUUAACUGCAAGCAUCAGGUUGUUAUAGAUACGAAAUGUGUCUUGGUUGUAAUUCACGUUUGUUUGUUUUUUUUCACUAUCUUUUCUUUCCUUUAUGUUCAUUUAUCUUUUAUUUGGUCCAUUUUUCCCCCUCGCUUUUUAUAUUAUCUGUGUUACCUCAAUCACGCCUUCAACACAUAUACAUACACACACAUCAUUGUCCUCCUCCUGUCCUCUCCUCCUCCUCCUCCUCCUCCUCCUCCUCCUCCUCCUCCUCCUCCUCCUGUAGCAUCUUCCUCCAGAUCCACACGUCAAAUAACCCAAUACUAUAUAUAUAUAAAUAUGAAUAAUUGCCUCUCUUCUCUGCUUGGAUAAUAUCUGUUGGUCUCGAGGUGGUGGGUCUCGCGGCGCCUUGAGGGUCGCGCGGGGCUCACCCUCCCCCGACUGACCCCCAGAUUUGUAUGAUCAAUGGUCUUGGCUGUUUAUAAAUGAAAGUGUUUCUAUCAAAUAAAAAUGAAUUAUUUUGUA